GCGGCAUGGAAAAGGAAUUUUUGAGAUGAAAUGGCCCAACUGGUACAGCUAGGGGUGGUUGUGGAUGCUUUACAGUUACUCCUUAAACCUGUUGAAUUAUCUCCGUCUCUGUCUUCAUCAGAUCAGACUAAGCAGCGUGGGAAGGUGCUGGAAACUCUAAGGUCAAACUUGUCAGCUUUGGAAGGUCGAUUUCAGAACAAUCCUGAGUAUGGAGACCUGGGCCAUCUACGAGACUCAAUCAAAUCCCAAGCAUCCUGGUAUGCAGUGUCUGAUGAUGUCACCUGGAACUUCACUUCUGAUAUCUUAAUUUUACUUCUGUGUUUGAAGAGAUGUAUGAUUGAGGUGGCUGCAUCCUUUAACCCACAAGCUGCCAACCCCCGAACUCCAGAAGCAGCCCCUGCUCUCUCACCGGACACGCUCAGCAUUUCUCAGCAGAAGAAUGUACAGUCAGCCUUGCAGUUUGUUGUUACAUUGGGACUGUGCCCUUGCCUUUUGCCUGGGGUGGGCAUUCCCUUGAAGCACAGAUCAGAGUUUGGUGCGGUGGCUGAGACAUUAGUUUCUUGGGACCAUCCCCCAAGCAGGGUUCGUCGACUGUAUGUGAGCUGCAUCGUACUCCUAGACAUUGCAAGCCACAGCAUUCUAGGCAGCCUGAUUCUGACUCGUCACUUGGGAGACAUCAUAGCUGGACUCUGUCAGCUUGGAUACUGCCCUGCUAAAACAAAAGGAACUCAGACACUUCAAAAUGACAGUGCCCAGUUGUUGACUGAAGAAGAACAAAGUCGCUGUAGAGAUGCACUGAAAAGUCUGCUGGAUCGAGUUUAUCAGCCCAAUGUCAUCAAAGAGCUGCUCAUUUUACAAGGUGGAUUGAAACAGGGCAGGCCAUCUGCACCAGGCAGUGUGUCACAGCCCCUGGUUCAAGCACCGUGUUGGUUGAGACGUCUGUGUGGACAGCUGUUGUCAGAGAGGUUGCUAAAAGAAAAUGGAGUUAAAGCUGUAGUUCAGGGAAUCCUGGAAGGAGCUGGAGUUGGGGCAGCAGGAGGCCAAGGUGCAGAGACAGCUGUAGCUGAUUGGAGGAAAUGUGAUACUGUUGCCAGGAUACUAGCUUCAUGCCCACAGCAGUCACUGUCAGUGGAGGAGUACUACCGACAGGUGUGCCCACAGGUUUUGGACUUGCUUCACAUUACAGAUAAACUCACUGCUCGUCAGUUUCAGAGGGUCUCAUGCUCGACUUUUCUUGCUAUGGUAAAGGAACAGCCCAAGCUGGCAGAAAAAUAUCUGUUCAAGCCCCUGCUAACACCAUUACUGAAAUGUGUAGAUGCAUCAGUAGGCACACAGGAGGAGCUGCACCCUGGGGCUGUCAUUGUCGAUGAAGCCACCUUGACCCAGUGUAUUGAAGACCUCUAUAAGAUAUAUGUGGUUGGAAAUGAACCUAACAUUCCACUAAUUUCCUCACUGCAAAGUGUCUUGCAAGCUGUCUUUGCCCUCUACUGUUUCACUAAACACAGUGUAUCGCACUUAAGGUCUCUGUGCCAGGAAAUUGUCCUGUGGUAUCUACAGAAAUGUGAGCAUACAGAAGCAAUAACUGCCCUAAAGCAGCUUGCACGAUUGAAUGGUUCGGUGUCGAAGUUUCAUCCUGCAUUUCAGUUCUGUCCAGGCAGUGAUGGAGGAGCUGUCAUCACGGUUAAAAGUACUAUAAGUGAAGAAGAUGAAGCCCUUUAUCAGAAGGUUUCCAGUGAACAGUGGCGGAUUGAGUGCCUUGUAGACUUGCUGUCUAAUCUCCGGGAAAGUGGCCUGUCUGGUGAUUUCUUCAUUAGCUGCUUAAAGGAUCUUACCAGUAUGGCUGCAGAGGAGGAGGAAGAGGAGAGAAAGGCGUCUACUCUGACCGACAUGGAUAGUUUCUUAGAACGUGAGAAGUAUGAGGCCCAACAGAUUGAGAAGCAGGAGGCAAAGCUGCUGACCCUUCAGCUGAUAGCAGCUCUGUGUGAGAAGGUGACCAGUGCUGUGUUCAGCAAUACAGUGCAGGUUAUUGAGUUUAUAGCAGCGACCCUGCAGAGGGCUUGUGUUUGUUUGGCUCACAACACACAAGGCACUGUGGAAACUCAGACGCUGAGCAUGGGGAUGGGACUGGUGGCAGCUAUGUUGGGAGGUGCUGUACAGCUGACACCAGAAGACUACACCGCAUUGCAGGAACUGCUUCCCAUGCUUGAAGAUAUCUCUGCCCGACACCCAGAUCCUGUGAUCCAGGAGCUGGCAUCUGAUCUGCGCAUCUCAAUUGCUACACAUGGAGCUUUCUGCACUGACACCAUUACGAGUGCUGCCCAUAAUGCUCCAGGAAGAACAAGUAAAGUGACUGCAGGUUCAGAAGGAACGUGGUCAUCGUCUGGAGAAAAAGCAGACGAAAGAAAAACAUGUGCAGAAAAACGCUCUGCAGAUCCAGGGGGGGCAUUGCCCUCCAACAUUACAUCAGAACAGGUUCAGGAGCUCCUUGUUUCAGCUGUGGAUCCACAGGUUCCAGUACGAACUGCUGCUUUGCGCACUCUUGUGCAUUUUCUAAAGCAGAGGGAAUCUGAAAUCUUAACACAUCAGGAAAAGAUUUUAUCACUUUUUUUAGAAAACCUGGAACAUGAAGAUUCCUUUGUUUACCUGGCUGCUAUUCAAGGCCUUGCUGUGUUGACGGAUGUAUUCCCCCAGCGGAUCCUUCCCCGUUUGCUACAGGAAUAUCGAGAAUCCCCACAGACUGGAGGGAAAAAAAUAUCUUCUGAGUCCCGGAUGAAGAUGGGAGAGGUGCUAAUGAGGGGAACACGAGCACUGGGUGACCUGGCGUCCCAUUACCGUGACCCUUUGAUUCAUGCCUUCCUGCAGGGAGUCCGGGAUCCUGACAACAUGCUUAGAGCUAGCAGCCUCUCCAACCUGGGUGAGCUCUGCCAGAGACUGCGGUUUGCACUGGGGCCUGUGGUGCAUGAGAUAUCAUCCUGUUUGAUAGCUGUUGUAAAAACUGAGACAGACGUGGAGGUAAGAAGAGCAGCUGUUCAUGUUGUCACCUUGUUACUGCGUGGGCUCAGCAAGAAGGCAACCGAGGUUCUUGCUGACGUACUGCGCAAUCUGUACCGGUUACUGAAGUUUGUGGUGCAGACCGACAGAGACGAAGUCUGCGUAUUACAUGCACAGCUAGCUUUGGAAGAACUUGAUGACAUCAUGCGACAGUUAUUGUUUCCACAGCAAAAACUUGAGAAGAAGAUCACAGUCCUGCCAUAGAGACAUAAAAUUAACCAAACUGUAGUACUCCAACCCAAUAAACUUUCUUUUAAUGUCUGAUGCACAUCAUAUGGAUAUCUGCUGCAGGAUUUAUUUAGGUGCAGUAACAGGUUGUUAAAGGAGAAUAUCUGUCCUUGGUCAGUAUUUUCAGCGCUUGGAUGCCCCUACACAAUGAAGCUACAGUGUCAAGCUCUGCCUGUUAAACAGCAGCCUGGCUAAAAAAAAGAGAGCAACUUGUACUUGUAUUUUUUAUGUGUGAAAAUAAAUGAGAAGUUUUCUAGUA
Molecule: messenger RNA, 3538 nt
Organism: Protopterus annectens (West African lungfish)
Lineage: Eukaryota; Metazoa; Chordata; Ceratodontiformes; Protopteridae
Gene: TANGO6
Product: transport and golgi organization 6 homolog
Exons: 18
Coding region: 31-3255 (1074 amino acids)
Biological process (GO): protein secretion
Source: RefSeq, a predicted model, not a curated record